UAGGCUAUAUGGAUUUCAUACAAGCCGCUUCAACUCUCACAUGAGCAGCUUAGGCUAUACAGACGGAUUGUGUGUCUUGGUGACCAGGGGACGCCUGUGGAUUGUUUCCGGAAAGAUUCAUAGAAGAAGGCAUAUCUCACUUGUCAGUAAACUCACGUGCCAGUCUAUAUGCCUCUGCUCGCGCCCUGGGAGUUUCCGUGAAUCUACGGAUGAGACGCCUCUGGAAGCUUGAGCUCGAGGGGCACAACUUUUAUUAUUUCUUUGUCUCAAAGGAGCUGCGCUUUGGUGAAACGAAGGGAAUAACUCAACAAUGAAUCGGCUGUGGGGUCAUUCGCAUGGAUUUCUAAUCUACCUGUUUUUGCUAGCUUUAUGGCGUGCAUGUUCUGAGACAGAUGUAUCCGGCUCAGAUGCCUUUAAAAACAACAUUACCCUCUUCACACGGAUCUUGGACCGACUGCUUGAUGGCUACGACAACAGGCUGAGACCUGGUCUUGGAGAUCGAGUGACGGAGGUGAAGACCAAUAUCUAUGUGACCAGUUUUGGACCAGUAUCAGAUACGGACAUGGAAUACACAGUGGAUGUGUUUUUCCGUCAGCACUGGACAGACGAGCGGCUGAAGUUUAACGGGCCAAUGAACAUCCUGCGUCUCAACAACCUGAUGGCCAGUAAAAUCUGGACUCCAGACACUUUCUUUCACAACGGCAAGAAAUCUGUGGCUCACAACAUGACCAUGCCUAACAAACUACUGCGGAUUAUGGAGAACGGCACUCUACUGUACACCAUGAGGUUGACAGUGCAAGCCGAAUGCCCAAUGCAUCUUGAGGACUUUCCAAUGGACUUCCAUUCAUGUCCGCUUAAAUUUGGCAGCUAUGCUUACACUCUGACAGAGGUGACGUAUGUUUGGACACGUGAUGCCACCUUAUCGGUGGAAGUAGCUCCAGAUGGAUCUAGACUUAACCAGUAUGACUUAACGGGACAGACUGUUGGCAAGGAAACCAUCAAGUCCAGUACUGGUGAAUAUACAGUGAUGACUGCCCAUUUCCAUCUGAAGAGGAAGAUUGGGUACUUUGUGAUCCAGACGUACCUGCCUUGCAUAAUGACCGUCAUCUUAUCCCAAGUCUCUUUUUGGCUCAACCGAGAGUCUGUCCCCGCACGUACAGUUUUUGGUGUGACUACAGUGCUAACGAUGACCACUCUGAGUAUCAGCGCUCGGAACUCUUUACCAAAAGUGGCCUACGCCACAGCCAUGGACUGGUUCAUCGCUGUGUGCUACGCAUUUGUUUUCUCUGCUCUCAUCGAGUUUGCCACAGUAAACUAUUUCACCAAGCGCGGCUGGGCCUGGGAUGGCAAGAGCAUUGUCAAUGAUAAGAAAAAGGAGACGUCCGUUAUUAAAAAGAAUAACGCAUAUGCAGUCGCUGUGGCAAACUACGCGCCCCACAUUGCAAAGGACUCAGCUCUGCCCACUGUCUCAAAGAGCGCCACGGCGGAGCCCAGUAAAGCUCAGCCAGUGGCUAAAGAGGCACUGAAGACCUUCAACAGCGUCAGCAAGAUUGACCGUAUGUCCCGCAUCAUCUUUCCAGUGCUUUUUGGCAGUUUUAACCUGGUUUAUUGGGCCACGUAUCUCAACAGAGAGCCUGGUGGUAAGAACAUGGUGCCCUCCCAGUGAGCCAUUAGCUAUUGCGCAUACAAUCAUUCCUCUAUAUUACAAAAUUAAAAUAGCAGUUUUUGUACAAAUUCUUCAGUGUACUUUUGACAUGUCUGUAUGGCAGCAUUCUGAAAUGAACGCUUUUUACAGCCUCCUUACAAUCUUACCACUGCCAGGACAAUUCAAAGAGCAUCUUAUCAUACUUUAAAAUAAAUUAUAAAUUAACUUAUUUCCACAGCUUUAUUUUUGUAUGUCGUUGUGAUUUCUGAGUAUUUAACUGAUUUUUCCUUGCCUUUUUAUGCAGUGUUUACUGGCAUUUUCAUACAGACCUCUGUUUUUUAUUUAACUACAUUUGUGUAUUAUAUAUUUAUAAAAUAUCAACCUCCAUUUAAUGUGUUUGUCAAUGUCAGUAUUUUGGCUAAAUUAUGAAUUAAGCUCACAGGUACUGUGCAUUAACGACAUACUGUUUAAAAUGAAAGCGCAUAAAUUCUAAAUGUGAUAGCUGUGUUGUUUUGUUAUAACUGCACUACAGUAUCUGUACGACAGAUCACUGCACCUUUAUAUUGACUGAUGUAGCAUUUCAAGUUCAAAUUAAAUAUGGCACUUUAUUUUCUGAUUGCAUAUUAGCUUUCACGUACAUCACGCAGCUGUGCAUCUAAUUCUCAGCCAUAAGCAAUGCACCAUCAAUGAAAGCGCACACCCACACAUGGUUUAAAGGUAAAUGAUUCAAUGAGUUUGUUUGAAGCACCACAGUGCUUUGUAUUUUUGUGGACACUUUGAUCCAUGAGCACUGUCUCAAGUGGAAUUAGCACUGCAUUUAAGCCACUGCUGUUUCUUUGGUUUACAGUGAAUGGAAAAUGCUGGUGAGAUUUUCCCAAAUAGUUUGGGCAGAUAUACAUUUUUAAUUUGCUUGGGUUGAAAUGAGAGCAAUUCGUUGGUCUUCUGUAUAUGUUACUCAAACGGUGACAAUUAGGUCCAGGCCACUGAUACUUGCAUUAGCUUAAUGUUGCAACAGUGACAUGAUGUUGUUUAUAUGGUAUUUUCAAUAUAUGUCUAUUGUAUCUUCAUGAUUAAUGCAGAUAAUGGUUGUAAUGGGCUUCUCAGUAUGAUAUAUUCGCCUAAUGACGCUAUGAAAAUGGGAAUCAAAAUGUACUGUUCACUCAAUAUAUCAUCUGUCAAACAUUUUCAGAGUUUUCAUUACUAACAUCAACAAUUCUGACAAGUGUAAACGCUUGAAUGAACUACUGUGGGCUUACUUCUAACAGCUUUUCAAUUUGCCAUAUACUGUUCUCAGUUUUCUGCCUGGGCAACGAAACAGCUCCCCUGUUGACUGAAAUAAAGUGUUG
Molecule: messenger RNA, 2991 nt
Organism: Onychostoma macrolepis
Lineage: Eukaryota; Metazoa; Chordata; Actinopteri; Cypriniformes; Cyprinidae
Gene: gabra2a
Product: gamma-aminobutyric acid type A receptor subunit alpha2a
Exons: 10
Coding region: 311-1666 (451 amino acids)
Biological process (GO): synaptic transmission, GABAergic; signal transduction; regulation of postsynaptic membrane potential
Cellular component (GO): synapse; neuron projection; postsynapse
Molecular function (GO): GABA-gated chloride ion channel activity; benzodiazepine receptor activity; GABA-A receptor activity
Source: RefSeq, a predicted model, not a curated record